This is a messenger RNA of Paramecium tetraurelia, 2988 nucleotides long. RefSeq lists its product as uncharacterized. Gene Ontology annotation, molecular function: magnesium ion binding; ATP hydrolysis activity; ATP binding. NCBI's taxonomy places the organism in Eukaryota, Ciliophora, Oligohymenophorea, Peniculida, Parameciidae. The transcript has 6 exons. The record is from RefSeq and is a predicted model, not a curated record. Gene Ontology annotation, biological process: phospholipid translocation. Gene Ontology annotation, cellular component: plasma membrane.
AUGAAUAGUUACUUCUAAAUAAAUGAAUAGAUUUCGUAGACAGACAACAUUAUCUUACCAGAUGACACUCCGAUGAAGAAUAAACCAAACAUUAUUACAACAAUGAAGACCACCUGGUUUACUUUUCUUCCGUAUGCUUUUAUUAAGUAAAUUACGUAACCUGCUAAUAUUUAUUUCAUUGUCAUCGGCAUAUUAUAGAUAAUUCCUGCAACUUCUUAUACAAAUGGUGUUCCAACUAUUUAUGGGCCAUUGGCAAUGAUGAUGAGUAUAAGCAUUUUGAAAGAUGCCAUCGAAGAAUAUUCAAGAUAUAAAUCUGAUCAAGAAGAGAACAAUCGUAAAUCACAUAAAUACUUUGAAAAUUAGUUUAUAUAAUGCAAUUGGAAGGAUAUCUAUUAAGCUGACAUUAUCUUGAUUAUGGAAAAUGAAAGUAUUCCAUGCGAUAUCUUGAUACUCUCAUCUAGUUAUUAAGGAGGUAUAGCAUAUGUGGAGACAAAGUAAAUUGAUGGUGAGACAAAUUUAAAAUAAAAAUAUUCAAUCUAUGAUUUAUAAUAAAGGUACCAUAUCGAUAAUGCAAUAAACUUUAAAAAUAACAACGUAAAGUUUGUAUACGAUUAGAAGAACCCAAUAUUAUAUAAACUAUCAGGAACCUAUCAAAUUAGUAAUUCUUAAGUGGAUUCAUUAAAUUAUGGUAAUUUUAUUGAAAGAGGUUGUGUGCUAAAAAAUACAGAGUGGAUAAUAGGUUUGUGUAUUUACAGUGGCAUGAACUGUAAAAUUAUGUUGAAUUGCUCUCAAGAAAGGACGAAAAGAAGUAGAUUAGAAUAGUAUAUGAGAAUCUGUAUCAUUUCUAUAUCAAUCAGUUUGGUAUUAUUUUGUCUGAUGUCAUCUAUAUAUGAAUUCAUAUGGACAAACAAUCAUCUUAAUUAUACUUAUUUGGGACUUACUAGAGAUGAUGUAUUCAUAGAUUUUGGAUUAUGGUUUUCAUUGCUUUCAUACUUCAUACCAAUAUCUCUGGUAGUGAAUGUGGAAUUGGUAAAGUUUGGUUAAGCUAAGAUGUUGGAGUCAGACAAAGUAAUGCCAAAUUCAAAAUCGCAUCAAUCUAAUUUGAUUGAAUAAUUAGGAGAAAUCAAUAUUGUUUUCACUGAUAAAACAGGUACAUUAACUAAAAAUUCUAUGUAAUUUAGAGAACUAUUUGCUUUAAAUGAAAAAGAAGCAUUAUUGUGCAUGAGUUUAUGUCAUUCUGUUGUAAAAUCAAAAAAUAAAUUGAUAGGAUCUUCACCUGAUGAAUUAGCAAUAUUAGAAUAUUGUGAAUAAAAAGGGUAUUUAUUUUAAGGCAUCGAUAAUAAUAAUCAUCUAACCAUAAACAAAACUCAAUUCCACAGAGUGAUGAGUUUUGAUUUCAGCAGUGAAAAAAAGAGAAUGACCAUUGUGGUCAAAACAGGAAAUGAAUAUGUUUUAUUUUGCAAAGGCGCUGAUGAAGUAUUACUUGAAUUAAUAGGAGAAUGCAAACAUUAACACAUAAUUCAUCAAUUCGCAAUUCAAGGAUACAGAACAUUAAUGUUGGGAAGAAAAACUUUUACUUAAAGUCAAAUGGACAUAUAUUUAGCAGAAUAUAAAAAGGCAUAAGAGGAGAAAGAUGAAGAGAUGAUGAAUAAUUUACAAAAGAAACUUGAAUUGAAUUUGGAGUUCUUAGGAAUUACAGCUGUUGAAGACUUGUUAGCAGAUGAUGUAGGAUAAACUAUUUCAGAUUUAAAGUCUGCAGGGAUUAAAGUUUGGGUUCUAACUGGUGAUAAAGUUGAAACUGCUAUUUCGAUAGGAUAUUCAUGUAAUCUCAUUGACAGCAAGGAUAUGCUCUAAGUAGUUACUGAAAUUACAGUUGGAAGUAUAGAAGAGGUGUUUUUGCACUAUUGCAAUGAAUCAGCUAAUAUUGCAUUGGUAAUUAGUGGAUAGGCAUUAACAGUAAUGUUAGAGAAUCCACAACUUAAAUCAAUGCUAAUCAAGAGAGCUUUCUUUGCUAAAGUAGUCAUAGUGGCUAGAGUGUCUCCAAAACAAAAACAAUAAGUUGUAGCUUUGGUUAAAGAGAAUCUCCCCAAGGCUUAUACUUUGGCUAUAGGAGAUGGAGCUAAUGAUGUCUCUAUGAUAAAUGAGGCUCAUGUUGGAGUGGGAAUUUAAGGAGUUGAAGGAACACAAGCUGCCAGAGCCGCUGACUUUGCAAUCCAAGAAUUCAAACAUCUUAAGCGAUUAAUGUUUUAUUAUGGGGUUGAGUGUUCAAGAAGAAAUGCACUCACAAUUCUAUACAUAUUUUUUAAGAACUAGGUGUUCAUCACUCCCUACUUUUGGUUUGGAUUUCUCAAUGGUUUCAGUGGGUAAUACUUAUACGAUCAGUGGUUAUCUUCAUUGUUUAACACAGUUUUUGCUGCUCUCCCUUAGGUGCUCUAUGCUCUCUUUGAUGAAAUGCAUCCUUCUUCAGAAUAUUUGCAAUGGAGUAAAACCUCGCAUAAUUUGCUGGAGGAUAAACCAGAUGUAUAUGUUUAAUUUAGAUAAUAACCGAUUUUUACAAUCAUUAAGUUUUGGCUCUGGGUUUUUAAUGGAAUGGUUCAAGGCUUGAUGAUAUUUCUAGUCUGCACAUUUUCUACAGAGAACUAAAACAUGGAUGAUGGUAUGACUAUGGAAUUUUUUGAAGAUGGAGUAUUCAUUUACGGAAUAGUCAUUAUUCUUGUUAACCUUAAGAUCUUCACUUUUACUUAUACUAAUUAUAACUUCACCAUAUUUUUCAUCGUACUAUCAAUUCUUGUUUAUUGGCUAAUAUUGAUUAUGGUGAAUGACCAUGAAUUGUCUCCAUCAUUUAACUUCUAUAGAUAUCUAGCCUCACCACAACUCUAUUUAGCACUAGCUUUAACAUUUAUGCUAUUUUUAUUUGAUUUGGCAAUUGAGAGAUUUUAUGAUUUUUAAAUCUAUGUUCGAAAACCGGAAUCAAUAGAACUAGUUUGA